UCUCGUGCAGGUCUACAAGCCCAUCCCUGAGGAGAGCUCCUUAGUCUUGCACACGGUGGAGGAGUUUAAAUGUAAUAGACCAGGGGUGCUCACACUUUUUCAACCUGAGAGCGACUUUUAAAAUGACCAAGUCCAUAUCAUGUAAAGAAAAUCUAACUGGUAAACUUUCAAAUACUAUCUAAAUAUGAAUGAUUAGUAUUUCACAUUCACAUUUUCAAAGUUUACAGGUAAGCAAAGUAACUGAUAUCAUAAUUAUAUUCAAUAUGGCAAUAAAGAUAAUUACACAUAAUUCCUAAAUAGUUGUGUACAUAGCCUGAGUACUGCUAAUAUGUCAGUCAAAAUAGCUACCUAACGUUCAUUAGGAGACACAGUUCGUAUUACAUCCAGUUAGCAUUUGCUAUCAAACAUUACCGAUAUACAAUAAUUGAAAAUGUUUAUGCAAAAGACAAUGCAACUGAAGUCAAGGCAACAUAUUGAAAAGGUUUCAGCAAUGGGCCCAUUUUCCAUUUCGUCAUGAAAUAAUAGUUUAAGAAGCGGAUGUGUAUUACUGAUUUCUGUAGUGGAGUUCAUGAUUCCAAAGCAAAGCUAUCAAACAAUACACUUUUUUUCUACAUAACUAGCCGCUACAAGUGAACACAUAACUUUUGUUAUAGAUAUAAGAAUCUUACCGCUGAGUUAGUUUGUCCGUAAUCAGAAUAAUAAAGAUGAAAGUCGCAUGUCCGUGUGAAGCUUGAAAAGCCACGGGGGGAGGCAAGAGCGAAUCAGGACAAACGUGACGUUUACGCAAUUGACCCAAACUCAACGUAAUGGGCACCCCUGUAAUAGACUGUUUCCGUGACAGGUGUCUCUCUUUUAGCCAUCUAAAGAAUUGAGAUGGGCAGUACUUUCUUAAAGGGACAGGACUCAUUUGUGUUCUUCAUGGACACGCAACCGGUCUGUGGGGGUCAGAAUGUUUGCUGCUUGCUCGGGGAUCAAAUCCAAAUGAAUUUAUAAUCUUUAUUUCAUUUUUUUUUUUUUUACAUAAUAAAAUCAUGCAUGUGUGAUGUUUCCUAUCUCGGCUGUCACUUGAUGAGGGUUUUGUUGGCCAAGCAUUUCUUUGUCUGCAUGGAGAUGACUGUCAUUGUUGUCAUGUUACGGCGCUUGAUUGUGUUUCUUUUGACCCUAAAAGCAAUUAAAGUGUGUUUGUGUGUGUGUGUGUGUGAGAAUAUGUUGCUGUGUACUCUAUUAGUUAGUGUUGACAGCUCAUGAUUGAUCUUCUCAUCUCUUCACCCUCCAUCACCCUGUACUGCUGUGUGUCUUUGUGUGCACAUUGCAUCACUUCUCAGUGGUGCCCUCCUGUGUUCCAAUGUAGUAAGAUGUGUCCUCCAAUGCUCGGGCUCUCCAGUUGGUAGCUAACGCUCCUUCUUUUGAGCCGUAACAGAGGCGGGACGCACACAGUUAUGGCAAUGUCCCACAUGAAAGGAAUAGAUGAAUCAAUGCGGGAUUACUGUUUGUGAUGUGCUAAUUUUGUGUGUUAAAGAGCCUAGCGAUGCUAACAAACAUUGUUGUGGUUGUGCCCGCUCCUCGCGUCUGUGUCGGGGGUGGGGGGGCCAUAAAGGUCGAGAAUUACACUCCCCACCACCAGCCUUCCAUCGUGGUCGUUAUGGCAACAGAAGCACGGGGCAGGGCCGCCGGGCGAUAAGGGAAGCUUUACGGCGUCACCUGCGGCAGGUUUCACCUUCCAGUGUUUUAUUGAGCUCACCUUGGCGGAGGCCUCGCGGGGUCCCGGUACGACCUUGCUGGGCGGACAUGGCCAAUAACUCACGGCAAGGCUCUGAGGACGCCGCCAUCGUUUUCCUGAAAUGCCACUGGGGCCGCUUUCAAGCUGCCCCAAAAAGUUUGAGAAGCCAACGAGGACGUUAUCUGCUAAGGAGGAACUCCCGCGCUUUCUCUCUGUUUUCCCUCAAUGGCAUCCAUGUUGAUCCCCCCCCUUCCUCGCUUGCCUUAUCGCAGCUGUCGGGCCUUGAUGACGCGCACAUCCACGUGCACGUUAAUUAAUACACAGAUUUAAAGGGCGAUGGCUGCGUGUUGGAGUGAUAUCUCGUUCAAAGUCUUUUAUUGCUUCAUUAAUGUUGGAAUGAAUAUGAUUUAACACGUCUGCUGGCUUAUUAAUUAGAACGCUAAUUAAGCUAGCACUACUGCUUUGGCCUCAGAGCGUGCAUGUGACACCAUGUGUACACAUGCUAAUUUGAUUGGCAGAUAUGAUGGAUUAUAGCGUCUUACGAUAGCGACACUGAAACUCCUCUUCAAAGCGUCCUCUCUCAGUCUCUAAUUCCAUCUGGCGCUCAGAUCAAUAAAAGUUUUCCAAGUCUAAUUUGUGGACGUCUUCCACUCUUAUCGUGCCGCUUCCUCGCUGAACCCCGCUGGAGGUUGGGGGCCGCACCGGGGAGGGCCGAAGGGUAUUUAUUGCCGUCUCAUGCUGACUUUUAGGACUCUUCAAACAAAGACAGUCCAGAUUAACUUUAAUCAAGCCUCGUUACGCAGGGCUACCAAAAUAACACUGAUGAUGUUGUACCCACAUUGCAGCCUCCUGAUUGGUCAACAAAUGGCAUGUGACUUCCCAAUACAACAUCAUUCCCCUCAUCCGUCCUUCCCCAGUGACUAUCGAUUGUGCAUGCUAGUUGGACCCGUGCGACCCAAACCUAGCUCAGCGGGACGUGGUGACAGCUGGCUGCCACUAGGGGGCUGUCACAGUGAUGGAUGGCACUGAUUAGACGUGAAUAAUGAAAUAAACGUGUUCAAACGUCCUCUUGAGCUCCUUAGUGGUGACCCUCCAUGGUGCUUCUGCACAAAUAGGAACACUGGCGCGAUGUAUCGCAUUCAAAACACCCCAAAUAGUGAGUGUGCAGCGAUGGACACAUACAGCACGACCCUCGAUCACCAUCUUGGCUAUGUAGCGGAAGGGGAGGGACUAACUUGAGUGGUUGCAAUUCGUAAUUAAAAAGGAGAGAAGAUUAUGAACAGGAAGCGGGUAAAUAUUGUGAUUGUCCUUUUUCGCAAGUGCCUGCACUACACUGUCAAUUUUCGCACACUCACAAAUGAUGUACACACAUUAUGCACUUAUUAAAGUGCAAGUGUAAAAGUGUAUGAAUUGAAACACAGCCUUGAUCUUCUAGCUAGCCUUGUUAGUUGACUUCAAAGACAAACUAGAAAAGCACUCAGAGAGCACAGACCUCCGCCAACCGCCAUAGUUCCCCCCAUAUUGUGAUUUACACCAUAUAUAUUAGUCCUACAUUUAUUUUGUCUACAUAUUUAGAUUAUUUGACCAUGAAAACAGCAAUUGGAUUCAUAAUGAGAUCAAUAUUAGUUCAGUUGUUAUUCACAAAAGUCACAUUUUGCGUAAUGGCAGUUUUUUUCUGGAUCUAGCCCCAUAGCUUUUGAAGAUACAACAAAUCCGUUGGCACACUCCAGAUUCCACAGUUCCUUGGCUAUAUUACAUGGUGUUUGUUGCAUCUUUACUGUAUAGCUUCAUUUGUUGUCUUCCUAUGAAGAAAAUUCCAAAGGUCCCCUAUUUUUUCAUAUUGUGGAUCAUAGUAUCCGGAAUGAUACUGUUAUCUGGAUCAGUCUUUGAUAUUUUGUAGAACCUGUUUGAAACUGGUCUGACCUCCCUGAGGGGUUCUGAGCUCAGCCAGGAGAGUUUUUGGGAUCCUUCAUCUUGCCAUUCCUUAAUCAUUCCAUCCUGACGCGCUCCUCCUCCAAGUGUCUUUUUUCUGGAUGAGCAGCUUUUAUGUAGCGGCUGAUGAAGAGGAGGAGGAUGAAGGGCAAAGCGAGAAGGAGAGGUGGAGGACGGAGCGGAUGGAACCAUCACGAGGAGCGUGAUGGCAGUCAUAUUGUCCUCGUACAUCAAAUGAACGCAUUUGUGACGACGGAAGGCAGCCGGAAGGUUCCUGAAGCGUCUCUUUGAAAUGAAUGAACGUAUCCAGACAGAUGUUGUAAAUGAUGCUAACAUACUAGCAUGUUAUGCUCAAGUACUUCUGUCACUUCUGGCUUGAAUGGCACCCUGGGCGUACCGACGCUGUGGCAAUUGCCCACAUGGCCCAUCGCUUGAGCCGCCGCUGAGUAUAGUGUACAGUGUGCACUUAGUUUCUGAGUGUGUGAAUUUUGACAGUUGUGCUCCACUUUGUUUUAUCAUUACUGUGCAGUGUAUGAUGCUCGAAUAACAUUUGUGUUCUUAUUCAUGAUGACAAUGACAAUAAAGUGAAGAAUUGCAUUGACAAGACUCAGUGGAAGUAAAGAAGCGUGCCAACUGAGACAACAAUUGUUAGUGUUCGUAUGCUAGCGUUUAGCCACUAUACGUUGUCAUUGUUGUGAGUAAUAUAUUACAGUUAGAGCAGGUUGUUGUGGUUAGAUGAUUAUUAAAGCGACAUCACUGUCAUGGCUGGGGGUGCCGGGGAUGAUCACACACACACACACACACGCAUGUUAAUGAAGGCUGGAGGCUGUGUGAGAGCAAGAUGGAUGGUUUGACUUGAAGCUUGUUUAAAUAAAAGCUAAAUAAAUCUUGAUGGCCUCUAGUGACAGCUGUGUGUGUGUGUGUGUGUGUGCCAUGUGUUAAUAUUAACACAAUGAAGACCUGAAUGGUUGAGGCCUUUAGAACCUUCUUAGAAACUGCCGUGGGUUGAAGAGUCAUUUUGAUGGCAAGUUUUUCUACUUUUUGUCCUCUCGUCUCCUCUUGCUGCAAGUCUUUGUUGGUGGUCCUGAGGGACAAACUCGUCUCUGUCGUCGUCCCCUCUGUGAGGUGGUGCAGUCUCUCUUGGUCCUGGUUUCAUUGAGCGAGCGUCUCAGUGUAAUGGGAUUACACAGGAUUACAAAAAGCAGGCAGUCUGUAAUCCACACGGCACAAUCCCAUUGACGUGUAAUUGCUUCUUUUAAUCUGUCUUCCGCUGCCUCCUAAACUUUGCUUUCUUUCUAACCUUCAGCAGGGUCAGAGGUCAGGGCUAUUCACUUGUGGCCACCAGAGGUGCAGUGGGCCUUGUGCACCAGCAGUGAAAUAAACCGGUAGAAAAAGUCAUGAAUGUUCAAAUUCAAACUUUUGAAGCAUAAAGUUGCUAAAAGUUAGGCUUUCGGUCAAAAUCCAGCCCUCCUUCUCUAAUGACCAAUCACAGCGGCCAGGCGGCACACUCUCUCCUCUGAUUGGUGUAUCUCAAUGUUGGGGGCGGGGCCAGGACUCGGACAGACCUGGAGUGUGUUCAAGUGGAUUUUACGCACAGACAGGACAGUGGACUCUGUGGGGACGACGGUGGACUGUAAGGAGGACAACAACGUGGACUGAAGGACAACGCGUAAAAAUUGGACAAAGAAGCGUUUCCCCCCCACGUAGCAAAGUGCGCGCAGAAGAGCGUCCAUCCCUUCAUGUCGCUGCCUGGCUCCCCCUCACUCCUCCCGGCGGGCUCGGGCGCCCCCGCUCCGGCCACGUUGUAUCGCUCGGCUCCUGCGGAGGCCAGCGGGACCUCCAGUCCGGCUCACGGUAACCCCCACUCGCUGUCCCCGCGGCUCAGCGGCACCAUGCUCGGCGGCUUCUUGCCCGCACAGGGAGGCGCGCUGGUCGGCUUGGGCAACGGCGCGGCCGGCCCGCUGGUGUCCGCGCUGGGAUCGCUGACCUCCGGCGCGCCCGCAUUGACUCAGAGCUCCUCCGGCGAGUGCAAGCUGGUGGAGGUGCACGGCGUCAAGGUGGCCAGCUUCAGCGUGCACGGCCAGGAGGAGCUCAUCUGCCUGCCGCAGGUGUUCGACCUCUUCCUCAAGCACCUGGUGGGCGGCCUGCACACAGUCUACACUAAACUCAAGAGACUCGACAUCACGCCGGUGGUCUGCACCGUGGAGCAGGUGCGCGUGCUGCGGGGACUCGGCGCCAUCCAGCCCGGCGUCAACCGAUGCAAGCUUAUCUCCAGGAAGGACUUCGAGACACUCUACCAGGACUGCACCAGCGCCAGCUCUCGUCCGGGACGUCCUCCCAAGCGUUGUUCUUCCGGCGCCGGGAUCCAGGAAAGCCCCAGGCUGCUUCACCCAGGCCUUCCCGGCCUGCUGUCCCCCAACCUGCUGUCCCACACCGGCCUGACAGCAGCUGCCAUGGCCGAACUCCAGAAGCUGCAGAAGAUGAAGAUGAUGAUGAGUCUCCAGAACGGAAACGAGUCGGACAAUGAUGACUUGCACUCCAAUGCAGGAGGAAGUGAGUGUUCCUGGGACAAGGAGCGCCUCAGCAGCCCCUUGGCCGGAGCACACUGUGGGGGCCCCGGAGGAGGUGGUGGAGCCACCACCCCGGCAGGUACGGCAGGAGGCGGCGGGCGGGGCCCUACUUUGGGAGCUGUCAAUCAACAGCAACUCCAGCAGCAGCAGCAGCAGCUACUUGCUAAUAGGCUGGACCUGCCCUUCAUGAUGAUGCCCCACCCGCUGCUGCCCAUGGGUUUGCCGCCCGCCUCCGUAGCCAUGGCGAUGUCACAGAUGAACCACCUCAGCACCAUCGCCAACAUGGCCGCUGCAGCUCAACAGAUACACGUUCACCGGGCGCCUGUCAUCAAGGAGCGUGUGUGUGACAGCCCCUCUCUGUCGCCAUCCGUUGACGACACCAACACACCCCUGCAGUCGCAACCCAGUAGCUCCGCCUCCAGCUCGCCAGAAAGACCCGGCCUGCUCUCGGUUGAUGCAGAUGUUGCACUGGCCAACCCUGCAACACCCAUCAAGAAAAUAACAAAGGACAAAGAAGAAGAACCUUCGCUUGGACAAGCCCUGCCCCCUGGUUUCCCUGCCCCAUUCCUAUUCGCCGACAGCCUGUCUUCCGUGGAGACACUCCUCACCAACAUACAGGGCCUCCUGAAGGUGGCAGUAGACAACGCCCGCGUGCAGGACAAGCAGAUCCAGGCGGAGAAGAGGGAGCUGAAGAUGGAGCUCUACCGGGAACGAGAGAUGAGGGAGAGUCUGGAGCGGCAGCUGACCUCCGAACUGCAGAGCAGAGCCUCCAUCCAGAAACGUCUGAAGAAAGAGAAGAAGGCCAAAAGGAAGCUGCAGGAGGCGCUGGAGUUCGAGUCCAAGAGGAGGGAGAGGGGGGAGGACACCCUGAAACACUCAUCCUCGUCCUCUCCCGAGCCGCUGCAUGCCGCCAACAACGCUGCUGAUGCUGCAGCCCAGCAGCAAGACGAAAUCAAUGGAAGCCAGCAGGACGAUGGAGAUAUGCAAGAAUCUCGAGCUUUCCUGAAGACCACCAUCAUGUUCUAGAGAGGCGGAGCUUACCACCUGAGGCCCCGCCACUACUUUUCACCCCAUCCCGGCCCCCCAUCUCUAUUUGUUGCUCUUUUGUUCCAAAAAAAGCUUCCUUCAGUCUAAGAGUUCAUUCCCAUGCAAAGCAUAGUGGGAAGGCUGGACCAAACAUGACUGCCUCACAAGUUCAAAGAACACCUGAGUCCACCUCAGACUGGACCGGAAUUGUCAUAUCGGACUCGAAGGAGACGACUUUUGGGACGGGCUCAAAAAAACGGCUUUCACCUCCUCCUGGCUGUAAGGAGGUCCUGGGACUGAAGUGUUUUCUAUCACCUUGAAGAACUAAAAAAAAACAUGUAUAAAAAACCCCCACACAAACCCUUUUUUAUGACAUCAUUUCUAUAAUGUUGUAUCCUCAACCUUUCACCUGCUUUGACCAGGAAGUGACUUGAGUAGCACAUCCUUCACCCUCCUCCGUGUUCAUGAGGGCAGCAGGUGAGCAAAUCAAGUGCUCCUCUCAAACUCUGUCAGGUGAGAUGGGAGGGGCUUGAUGGAGGCGGGGCUAAAAGAUUAUUGUGUGUAGAUAGAAGUGACCACUCACUGGUUUUGGUUUCUUUGCUUCUUUUCCCCUCAGUGUGUCACUGUUGUGUGGCUGUGGUCAACUGCAAAUAUACAGUAUUACAACCUGGCCUCCUUGUAAGCUUCACUGUCACAUGGUGCUCCUUCAAACACACGCACACACAGGCUACGUUGCGUUUAGCUUGUAUAUUCACUCUGUGUUAGCGGCUCAAUAAGGUGACGCCUUCCUGUCUCCUUGCAUCCUCGUCUCCUUCCCUCUGUCACACCUUUGAUGUCCAUCUCUCCGUCUCCAUCUUCCCCAAAAUAGCUGAUGUCACUUUUUCCAUUUCCCCCUAAUGGAGGCACAAACACUGAGCGAUGGACGCGAGGAGGACGGACGGGACAUGAUGGAGGGAUGAAAAGUGGACGGCGUGAAGGAUAUUUUCCCUGUGGAGCAAACAUCAUCCCAGAUGACACUUUAACAACUUUUGGGGCCUUCAGGCUCAAUUCUCAUUCAAGUCGAGGAGCAACAUUGUGGUGAGUUUUUCAUGCAGCAAACAUACACAU
Messenger RNA from Dunckerocampus dactyliophorus (ringed pipefish), 8355 nucleotides. It is a transcript of the gene dachb, whose product is annotated as dachshund b. The record is from RefSeq and is a predicted model, not a curated record. Lineage: Eukaryota; Metazoa; Chordata; Actinopteri; Syngnathiformes; Syngnathidae. The transcript is spliced from 13 exons. The coding region runs from base 5392 to 7248 and encodes 618 amino acids.